UAUUCUCUUCCACAGAAUGGAGAUUACGCCUUUGCCUAUGCCGUGGACUCUCCUGAUUAUAGUAACUUUCAUGACCGGGCAGAAGCCCGUUCUGGCGAUGAAACCCGUGGCCGCUUCAGAGUAGCUCUCCCUGACAACAGACUCCAGACAGUAUUGUACAGAGCUGACGGGAAGGGAUACACUGCUUUCAUCUCCUACGAUGACCAUCCCGAUUUCUCAGCCUUAAGGGCUUCCAUCGGCCCCAUAGGAGCAGCGCCUGAGAUCGGCCAGUCAGUGCUGGAGAGCAUUAGGAGAGGGGAGAACUGGAAAGCUCAUAAGGACCAAAAAGAUGGUAGACGACCCGACCAUGAACCACAAGACACAAGUCACGAGGAGCUCGACAAUACGGUCGUGUCGACAUCUAGGCGGGUUCAACCCACGACUAGGCAGUCAAGAGUAUCGAGUGCGCCACGGCGACAACCAACGCCAUCACGCCCAUCUACCUCUUCUCAAGCUGCAAGCCGAAGACCAGCCACGAAGCGUCCUGCAAGUCCAGCAUCUCAGCGUCUCAGAACUGCUACCCCCGUCGCUUCUGCACCCUCCACCAGCAAGGAACCUAUUUCCCUCUUUAUUUCUGAAGAUUUCUACGAUGACGAGAUCCUAAAUCGCUUAAUGAAAGCAAUUAAUAAAGAAGCAUUGAAGGAUGCUCAGGAGGCGCCAUUAGAUGACGAUUCCGAGGAAAAGGCCCUAUCGACACACGUAUCGGGGAUAAACCCAGCGGGGGCCCGACUGAAAGCCGGGGGUUCACAGGGUUCAACUGGCCCACCGAGCCCCUCCGGGGGUUAA
Molecule: messenger RNA, 825 nt
Organism: Cherax quadricarinatus
Lineage: Eukaryota; Metazoa; Arthropoda; Malacostraca; Decapoda; Parastacidae
Cellular component (GO): extracellular matrix
Source: RefSeq, a predicted model, not a curated record